Cicer arietinum (chickpea) is the source of this 1376-nucleotide messenger RNA. RefSeq names its product transcription factor DIVARICATA-like. Gene Ontology annotation, molecular function: DNA binding. The record is from RefSeq and is a predicted model, not a curated record. Lineage: Eukaryota; Viridiplantae; Streptophyta; Magnoliopsida; Fabales; Fabaceae.
UUCUCUCUUUACAACUAUCCCGUAUUAUUUAGUCUCCACUCCAUAAGCUUUUAUAGCAUUGAAAUUUCAAUUUUUCUAUUUGGGUUUUGAAUUUUGACCUUUCUUAAUUUUUUUUUAAUCUUGGGUGAUGCUUAUUUCUUCUCUUAAUCUAUAUAAUUUUGAGUGGUUUAUACGCUUUUUCCAUAAGCAUUAGAAUUUGUCAUGAACAUUAGAUUUUGAAGAGAAAACAUUUUCUCUCACAAAGUUCUUAAUCAGGUGCGAUCAUACCAGCAUUCUUCUUUCUUUGGCAUGCUUGCUAUUUAUCACACUACAAAUAGAUAGAACAAUGAGGAGAGUAAUUGAUGUUCUUUCACCAUCUACUUGUUAUCAUCAUCUUCAAAAUUCCAAUUGGUUGUUCCAAGAGAGUAAGGGAAUUAUUACCAAAUGGACUUUAGAAGAAAACAAAUUAUUUGAGAAUGCUUUAGCUUUAUAUGAUAAGGACACUCCUAACCGUUGGAUGAAGGUGGCAAAAAUGAUUCCAACUAAGACUAUUGGUGAUGUGAUGAAACAUUAUAGGGAUCUUGUAGAAGAUGUGAGUGUUAUUGAAUCAGGGUUGAUCCCUUUUCCUAUUUACUCUACUACUAGUUCUUUCACUUUGGAAUGGGUUAAAAAUCAAAACUUUGAUGAUUGCAACAAUUUUUUUAGUGUUAAUGGCAAAAGGGGUAUUUCCAAUAGGCUAUUAGAGUAUGAUAAGAAGAAAGGAGUUCCAUGGACUACAGAAGAACACAGGAAAUUUCUGAUGGGUCUAAAGAAAUAUGGUAAAGGAGAUUGGAAAAACAUAUCUCAUGAUUUUGUGACAACAAGGACACCAACACAAGUUGCAAGUCAUGCACAAAAAUAUUUCCUAAGGCAACUUAAUGGAGGGAAGGACAAAAAAAGAUCUAGUAUCCAUGACAUCACAAUGAUGAAUCUCAUAGAGACAAAAUCCCCUUCAUCGCAAAUUUACAAAACUACUUCUCAAUUGGUUAAACAAGAAUGUAACUUGAAAUUUUCAUAUGAAAAUGUGCCUAGUACUGUUUUCAAUUCAACAAAUGGGAACAUGUUCAUGACACCAUUAAUGUGUGAUGUUUCAUCAUAUGGAUCUAAACCACAAGACCAAUGUUUGCUUAGAGAUUCUCUUCAUGGAUGUCAAUUUGGACCUUAUGAUACUAUUAUGCAAAGGGAAUAACUGUUGUUACAUUAGUGAAGCUAUAUAUGCAUUUUUUUAGUAUAAGACAGAGUUCAGAGUUCUUAUAAGGUAGUAAAAUGUCAAACCUUUGUUUUGUUCAUGAUGUUGGAUUGUGUUGUAAAUUGUUAUUGAUGUUUAAUGUGAAUAUAUAUCAUAUGUAAUUUCCAAA